AUUACAAUAACUAAAAUAUUAUGAAUAAUUAUAUCACACCAUUUGGUGAUCUGAGUCAGAAAUGUGCCGAAGAACAAUUUUCUGGGAGUGCCUUUCAAUCAAAUAAAUUUUCAGCCUUUGAGCAUGCUCAAGAAAAUUUAUUUCCUGAUAUCUUAUCGUUGUUGGCAAUGACAAAAGAAGACUUAACGAGGAAACAAAGUUCUCAGCAUAAUGCCAAUCAGCAAAGUAUUGAUUCAUUGGAGCCACCUAAGUCAUCAUGGAACAAGCAUCCUAAAAAGCCUGGCAGAAAGCCUAAAUUUACUGAGUUCACUUGCAGGAAAGACACCGUCUUCAAAACCCUUCUAAGAAACAUUAGAAGAUUUCAUUGGGAAAAAUUAAAGAUGCAUACUAAAUUUACAACGAAAAGAAGACAAACUCAAUCUGAAUGCUGGACAUUUCUUAAGGAGUACAUCGAGAAGGAACUUGGAAUGGAGCCUAAUGAAGAAUUUCUUUCCACACUCAAGCUUUACUUGCUCUCUGAGAAGCCAAGGCUUGAAGAGCCUAAGAAUAUGUUCAGAGAACUCCUAUACAGAUACAAUAUGUCCAAACUGCACAAAUGUUUGCAAAACAAGUACUUCAGAAGCCUAGUUUACCACUACAUCUUCGAAGCAGGUCCUCAGAUAUCCGAUUCCAACUUGAAGAUUGCCAUGAGCAUGCUUGAGAAGAAAUGCAAGGACUACGACUCCCUGUACCCCAACUCUCAUUUAUCCCCUCCUCUUUGCAGCAAGUUUGCUAGCAAAGGCCAUAAGUAGUACUCAAUAAAAAUUGUUCCUCAGUUUCAUCUUUCUCAAAAUUUAGGAAGGGCUGGUUAUACUUACUAUAAAUUGUUCGAUUUGUUCUUCAACACAUUCAUAUUUAUGAGAAACAUUCCAGGUAGAAAUAGGGGAUAUGGCUAUGGCUGCCCUCUUCGUUGGGACGAAGUCCUUAAGACAGGGGAGUUCAACGGUUUGGGAAGUUUAUAGCAUUUAUUUGAGAAAAUUCUUAAUAAUAUACUCCAUGCAAACUUUAGUUUAAUAGUAUUUCUAAGCUAACUAGAGAGGAAUUUUUAAUGAGAUAGAGUCUUACUUGAGCAAAAAUACCAUUUCAUGAUUUUCUCAAAAUUCAGUGCUGGUUUCUAUGAUGAUCCUGGUGAAAUGUAGGUCUAUUAUCUUAUUUAGCAGUAUAUAAUGUCAACUAGUUUGAAUAUUUCCUGCAAUAGUAAUCAGUAACUUCUCAGGUUUAAAAGAAAUUAGUUAAAAUUUAGUGUAUUUUUAAGGCUUAUGAGUUAUUUUCAGACUUAAUCAGCCUUUCUUAUCAAAUUUUAACUUUUUGUUUAUUCUCUUAACCUACUAGGUCGCCAUUAAUAUGUCUGCUUAAGGGUUAUAAGUUCGGUUGAUUUGGUGAUAACUCAUAAUAAAAAGCUAAACUGUAUUUAUAAUAAAGCAUGAAGCUUUAUUAAGUUCUGACAUAUUUUUCUUCAAGAAAUUUGCUAUUUUUGGUAUACUCUGAGGACCUAGCUUUCAGCCUAAAC
Moneuplotes crassus is the source of this 1549-nucleotide messenger RNA. NCBI's taxonomy places the organism in Eukaryota, Ciliophora, Spirotrichea, Euplotida, Euplotidae. The record is from the annotation of a GenBank genome assembly.